Messenger RNA from Helianthus annuus (common sunflower), 2679 nucleotides. RefSeq lists its product as uncharacterized. The coding region runs from base 1 to 2679 and encodes 892 amino acids. NCBI's taxonomy places the organism in Eukaryota, Viridiplantae, Streptophyta, Magnoliopsida, Asterales, Asteraceae. The record is from RefSeq and is a predicted model, not a curated record. The transcript is spliced from 9 exons.
AUGGAUAUAGAUAACACAAUUUCAAGUAAGUAUGAAGUUGACCUUCAAGCAAGUCAAAGUCAAAGUUGUGCUGAAGAAAGAGAAAAAAGAAAGUAUGUUCUUCAACAAAAGAGAAACAACAGAGGUUGUCAUCCUGCAUCAACAUCUGAUUCUGUUGAAAGGAUUCCAUUUUCAAAUAAUUCAAGUGUUUCAACCAACAAUGUUGAAAGAAGGAAUGUGUAUCAUUUUCCUACUUAUGCUACUCCAAAUAUUAGUAGUAAUUUGUUUCACUCAUCUACACAAGUAAAAGAUAACACAAUUUCAAGUAAGUAUGAAGUUGACCUUCAAGCAAUUCAACGUCAAAUGUGUGCUGAAGAAAGAGAAAAAAGGAAGUAUGUUCUUCAACAAAAGAGAAACAACAGAGGUUGUCAUCCUGCAUCAACAUCUGAUUCUGUUAAAAGGAUUCCAUUUUCAAAUACUUCAAGUGCUUCAACCAACAAUGUCGAAAGAAGGAAUGUGUAUCACCUUCCUACUUAUGCUAUUCCAGAUAUUAGUAGUAAUGUGUGUCACUCAUCUACAAAUGAAAAAGAUUCAUCAAGAAAAAUCUCAUCAAGGAAUGUCCAUCACACUCCUUUUGAUAGUACAACCAUAGAGGGUCUUAAAGAUAUGUUGGAUUCUUGCAAUCCUCUUGUCCAGUCCUUCAGAAUGCAUCAGAAAAUUGCUGCGUUAAUAAAUGGUGAUUUUGAUGGAGCAUUUGAUAAACGGGACAUUGUUUAUAGAAAGAAGUCUGGUGGUCAUCAAAGAAUUAGUGAGCUUCAUCCCUCUUACCUUGCUUUGCAAUAUCCACUUAUUUUCCCAUAUGCAGAAGAUGGUUACAGAGUUGGUAUUAAACAUAGAGAGAUUGCGAUUGAUAAUGAGUUUUUGGUUGAUGGAUACACAAUGAUAGAAUCUGCCAGGUUAAAUUAUAUAAGGACACAACAACCUAAACUUAGAUCGCAAAGUCUUAAGAACUUGAACGUUACUGUUGAAAGUGGAGAGAAUAAUGCCUCAAGUUGUGGUAAACCUAUACUUUUACCUUCAUCAUUUACUGGUGGUUCUAGAUAUAUGAUGCAAAAGUACUUGGAUGCUAUGGCAAUUUGCAAGUCUGUUGGAUAUCCCGAUUUAUUCAUAACGGUGACUUGUAAUCCAAACUGGCCUGAGAUUUACAGGUGUUUGCACAAUAAAGCUCUUAAUGCUGAAGACAGACCGGAUAUUAUCUCUAGAUUAUUCAAGUCUCACUGUUCCAAAAUUUCUGUUAUGUAUACAGUGGAAUUUCAGAAGCGUGGACUCCCACAUGUUCACAUAUGUUUGUUCUUGGGUGCUGAAAGCAAAUUUCCAACUGCAUCUGAUAUUGAUUGUGUUAUUAGUGCUGAGAUACCAGAUAAAGAAAGAGAUCCUGAAUUAUAUAUGCUUGUCAAGCAAUUUAUGAUUCAUGGACCAUGUGGUACAGACAACCCACUUUGUCCAUGUAUGGUUCAGCAAAAAUGUUCUAAAAAGUUUCCCAAAAAAUAUGUAGAUGAGACUUGUGUUGAUUCUGAAGGGUAUCCUGUCUAUCGUCAUUGUCAAACAAGUAAUACAGUAGUAAAGAAUGGUGUGACACUUGAUAAUAGAUUUGUAGUUCCUUACAAUGCUCUCCUGCUCAGAAAGUAUCAGGGCCACGUUAAUGUUGAAUGGUGCAACCAGUCAGGUUCUAUCAAAUAUUUGUUUAAAUAUAUUAAUAAGGGGCCUGAUAGAGUCACUGCUUCUGUUUUUCAUGCCAAUAGCACCAAGAAUGAUACGGAACAAAAUGUAGCUGUAGAUGAGAUAAAAGCAUACCUUGAUUGUAGAUAUAUCUUUGCUUGUGAAGCUGCUUGGAGAAUAUUCAUGUAUGAUAUACAUUAUAGAUAUCCAGCUGUUGAAGUAUUACCUUUUCAUUGUGAAGAUGGUCAGAGUAUUAUGUAUAACGAUGAUGAUAAUUUUUGUGAUAUUGUUACUGACCCAGUUGUGAAAAUGACAAUGUUUACAGAGUGGAUGAAUUGUAAUAAAGUAGAUGAAUUUUCCAGGACAUUGAGGUAUGUUCAGUUUCCGGGAUAUUAUGUAUGGAAUGCUAAAAAUCGCAAAUGGAAUCGAAGAAAGCAUCCGUAUGGAUCAAUUGGGAGGAUACAUUAUGUCCCAUCAUCACUUGGUGAUUGUUAUUACCUAAGGAUUUUACUGAAUCAUAUUAAGGGACCAACCUAUUUUGAAGAUAUUAAAACAGUUGAUGGGCUGGUUUUUCAAACAUUUAAAGAUGCAUGUUUUGCACGGGGGCUGUUGGAUGAUGAUAAAGAAUAUGUUAAUGCUGUCAAAGAAGCUAGCACAUGGUCAACCGGAGAUUUCUUGAGGACCUUUUUUGUAAUGUUGUUACUGUCAAAUUCGAUAUCUCGUCCUGGUGUUUUUUGGUCGGAAACGAAGUCCCUGUUAUGUGAAGACAUUCUGUAUCAGCAACGAAAGAUAACUGAUUUGGAUCUUCAACAAGAAGAACUUGAAAAUAUCUGUCUAUCUGAAAUUGAAAAGUUGCUACUUACCAAUGGAAGUACAGUGAGAAAUUUUGAUGAUAUGCCAAGUAUUCCGGACAAUUAUGUUUCAUCGUUGAACAAUCGAUUGAUAAUGAAAGAAUUAUCGUAUGACAGACUAGCUCUUUAA